AUGGACGCGGCGUCACCCGGACAGCCUAACUACGCGGCGGCGGCGGCCGCGGCGGCGGCGGCUGCGGCGGCGGCGGACGGCGGCGCGGGGGCGGCGGUGGACUGCUGGGGGCCGGGCAGGUGUCAGGGUGCCGCCCCCUCUGCUGCUGCCGGUGCCGCUGCCGACGCUGCUACAACGGCACGGAGGCGGCGCGGGCGGCGGCGUGGCGGCGGCGGCGGCGACGGCGCGUGCGCCGGGCGGACGGCGGCCGGGGCGGCGCGGCGGGCGCGGCGCGGCCGCGCCGGCGGCGGCGCCAAGCCCAGCCUGCUCGAGCUUCGUGCUUGUACAAACGUGGCCGCCAUGCUGGCGGGCGUGGCCGUGGGCUACGACGUGCGCCUCAGCAACGUGUCGCCUCUGCACCCGCGCCUGCUGCCUCCGGCGGUGGCCGCCAGGGAGAGCGGCGAGCGCGCGGAGGAGGCGGCGCUGGGCGCGGCGCCGUGGCUGCCCUUCGGCGGCGAGUACGAGUUCUCGUCGGCGUCGGGCUACGCGCACAACACCUACCACGGGCCGGCGCGGCACCCGCGCGCGCCGCUGUGGGGCGUGGGCGGCGGCGACGACGAGGCAGCCGCAGCCCUCGCCUUCACCCGACAGCCCGCAAACACGCCUGUACGCCCGCCGCCCGCCCGCAGGCCCUCCGCCCGCGCCCACCCCCCAGGAUAG
This is a messenger RNA of Gryllus bimaculatus (two-spotted cricket), 699 nucleotides long. Lineage: Eukaryota; Metazoa; Arthropoda; Insecta; Orthoptera; Gryllidae. The record is from the annotation of a GenBank genome assembly.